AUGAAACAUCAAGGACGUAAACGAAUAACGUUGAGAUGUUCAAAAGAACGUUCAUUAAAAUGUAGCGGAACAAUGUACACGGACUUAGAGAUUGGACAUCCUCAAAUUGGAAAAGUCCAUAGUCAUAUGGCUGAUAAUCACGAGGAUGUUCAACUUAUUUUAUUAAACUGGGGUGCUGAUUUGAAUUCAUUGACUAAUAGUACACUAUUAAAGUGUCAAAUAAAUGAUAGCAAGAAAAUUAAACGUCACAACUUUGAAUUGACAAUGAAUUUCUUAUCUUAUAUUGUACUGAAAAAUAAUAAGAAAUUUAGUGAAGAUGAACUACUAACAUUGGCACAGUAUGUUGCUAAAAUAUCCUUUGAUCAUCAUUGUGGACAAAUGAUAAAUGUUAUAAAAAAAUUAUUUGGUGCUUGUAUUGAAACUGCAUUACAAAAAGAUGAUGAUACUUCUAUUAUAACAUUUGCUCAAGUAUUAUACUCCCAAUAUAAUUAUACACUACGAAAAAUGGUUAUUGAUUUAUUCCUUCCUUUACAAGGAAAUAUAAUAAAAAAAGUAUAUGCUUAUUUAACAUUCAAGCUUUAUAAGUCACUUUUAGAAAAAACAAACAACAUAAGUGCUUUUCCAUCUAGUAUUAAUGAAUGGUUUGUUCAAGAUUUGGUAAAUAAAGAUUUUUUCAAUAGACAACCAAAAAGAUUAUUAUACCGUCUUAUUCGACUGUUGGAGCACAUUGUGAUUGUUUUUGAUUUGUAUAGUGAUGAAAAAAAACUUAGUGAUAUGUACGACUUUUUAAGUGCUGUAGCAAAACCUACUGGUUUAUCAGAUUCUCUGAAACUCAUCAACAUAUUGGAUCAAUGGAGGCUUCAAUUAUUCCGAUUACAUGUAAAUCRUAAGAAUGUUUUAUUCUGAUAAUCAAAUACUAUUAUUCCUAAGUACAAUAACACAUUCAGGAGCCAUGAUUAUAAUUUAUUAUACAUUAAUUUUGUAUUAUUUUCAUUUUCAUCUGUACUAUU
Molecule: messenger RNA, 1010 nt
Organism: Diuraphis noxia (Russian wheat aphid)
Lineage: Eukaryota; Metazoa; Arthropoda; Insecta; Hemiptera; Aphididae
Source: RefSeq, a predicted model, not a curated record